Molecule: messenger RNA, 4848 nt
Organism: Erpetoichthys calabaricus (reedfish)
Lineage: Eukaryota; Metazoa; Chordata; Cladistia; Polypteriformes; Polypteridae
Exons: 10
Coding region: 39-3911 (1290 amino acids)
Biological process (GO): regulation of transcription by RNA polymerase II
Cellular component (GO): nucleus
Molecular function (GO): RNA polymerase II cis-regulatory region sequence-specific DNA binding; DNA-binding transcription factor activity, RNA polymerase II-specific
Source: RefSeq, a predicted model, not a curated record
CGGAUAAUUGCAGCUUCUCACCAUUUUCAUCAGCUCAGAUGUCUCCUCAGUGCAGACAGCAGCACCAACAGGACAAGGAGCAGAUGAUGAAAUUAAAAACAGGAUCGGAGAAUAAGAACGCAGCCUGUUUGCAUUUCAGUUCUCUUCCUGUAAGAGAAGCCAUCAACACUAAUCAACAACAAGGGCCUAACACUGACCAAGAGGCUUUGCGUACUGACCAAGAGUGUGGACAAAAUUGUAAAAACAAAUCUGAUGGUAAAAAUCUCAAGUCAAAUCAUGCAAAGCCAAAGUCAUAUUACUGUUCUGAGUGUGGCAAACAAUUCCUCCAUAAGAGCAGUCUUCCAGCACAUAUAAGAAAACAUACUGGAGAAAAACCUCAUUGCUGCUCCGAAUGUGGCAAACGAUUUUAUGACAGUUACAAGCUCCAACGACACGCAAGAAUCCACACCGGAGAAAAACCCUAUGGCUGCGCUGAAUGUGGGAAAAGAUUCAUUCAAAAUAGCCAUCUUCAGACCCACUCAAGAACUCAUACUGGAGAAAAACCUCAUUGCUGCUCCCAGUGUGGCAAACGAUUUUCUGACAGUUACAGCCUCCUCACUCACACAAGAAUACACACUGGAGAAAAGCCCUAUGGCUGCGGAGAAUGUGGAAAAAUAUUCAUCAAAAGUAGCCACCUUCAGAGACACAAAAGAGUUCAUACUGGAGAAAAGCCAUAUGUCUGUUCUGAAUGUGGGAAAAGAUUCACAGACAGUAGCACGCUUCGUCAGCACACACAUAUUCAUACUGGAGAGAAGCCAUAUAGCUGUUCUGAAUGUGGAAAAAGAUUUCUCCAAAAUGGCGGUCUUCAGGCACACAUGAGAGUUCAUACUGGAGAAAAACCUCAUUGCUGCACUGAAUGUGGCAAACGAUUUUCUGAUAAUCGUAGUCUCCGAAGACACACAAGAAUACACACUGGAGAAAAGCCAUAUAUCUGUGCUGAAUGUGGCAAACAAUUCACGGACAGUAGCUAUCUUCAGAGACACACAAGAGUUCAUGCUGGAACAAAACAGCAGAAAUACAGUGAGGUAGAUGAUGGUGAUAAUGAUAGUGAUACAUCUUUAACUGAAGAGACGAAGACCAUCAAGAUGAAGAGGAGGUCAAGUACUGCUACUGACAAAGAGGACAAUGAAGUAGAUGAAAGACUGGUGUACGUUAAAGAAGAGGACUGCAGGUGGGGUAUACCGGAGGGUCUGUGUGUGAAGGAGGAGGACUGCGAGGAUCAGACUUCAGGUUUUAAAGAGGAAGAGUUCAAGGAGGAGUUUGAUGGCAUUAAAGUGGAGGAUUCCAGAGGGUUCUCGGCCAGUGUUGAACAGCAAAGCAUGAAACUGGGGAUUCAUUCAAGCAAGAGACAAUCAGGAGAGCUGUACACAGGGCUGCUUCCCAAAGAGCAUGAGACACCAGAGUCUUUCAGUGCUGAAGAGAAGUACGAGGCAUUGAUGAGGCACCGCUACAAUGGCUGUGCGGAACAGCUGCUGGAUCUCCUAGGCCAUGACGCUUAUCGUGUCAAAGAGUCUGCCCUUUGUGCAUUGAUGAAGUUUUCUGAAGAGGAACACAACCUAGACUACCCCGAUUUCUACGCCAAGCUGUACAGUCUGCUUGAGCCGUCAGUGUACCAUGUGAAAUACAGUGCACGCUUCUUUCAUCUGCUCGACUUAUUCUUGUCCUCAGGUCACUUACCUGCCUACCUGGUUGCUGCAUUUGUGAAAAGGCUGGCAAGGCUAGCAUUGACAGCACCCCCACAGGCACUUCUAAUGGUCAUUCCGUUCAUCUAUAACCUGAUCCGUAGACAUCCGAGCUGUCAGGUCCUACUGCAGACUUUACAGAAACACUACCAUCCAGCAGCUGCCAAAGCAGCAGUGGCUAUCAAGAAGCCCUCAUCAGACCAGGAGCAGGACAUCAAUGAGUUGUCUGAACACGUGGAGCGGAGAAAGGAAAGGAGGCGAGGCAAAAGUACGUCAUCCACAUGCGACGAGGGACACGUGACCGCGCUCACACGUGGCACAUGCGUCGAGUACGAGACCCCUAUGGUGGACCGUGUGCUUUAUACUGCAGCUGUUUAUCUCAGGCUUGUGUGCUGCUCCUUGGCCAUGCACACCCAUUUCAUGAAGCUCCUGAUGCUUCCAGACUUUGCCACCUUAUCAAAAGGGAGUCUUAGAAGAAACGAGCAGAUACUUGGGGGAGAGAAGAGAUUUACACAGAGCAUGGCCUCAACCAAAGAAGACGGUGUGCAUGAAAGACUGGGGUUCAUUAAAGAAGAGGACUGUGAGUGGGAUGCACCAGAGGAUUUGUGUCUGAAACAGGAAGACUGUGAAGAAAGAAUCUCGCUUUUUGAAGAGAAGGAGCCCGAGGGGGAGAUAAUUCAGAUUAAAAUUGAGGAUUCCAAAGAUCUAUCAGCUGGUUUUGAAAUACAAAAACAUGAAGCUGGGCCUAUUUUCAAGCAAGAGACUUUUGACGAAUCGCAUUCCAGUUUACAGCCCUGGUUCAUUAAUGCAAGUCAACUGACUACCCAGCAUGCUAUGGGGUUGAAAUCUGAUUUAUCCGAGUUUGAAGAGAAAAUCAAUGAAGGAAAGUGGAGUAAAGAAGAAGAGCAGCAGUCAUCUAGGAGUGUGGGAAUAAGUUUACAGGAGAACAACAGCUCCUCCGUGUCUUCUUUUGCUCAGUCUCCUCUUCACUGCACCCUGCAACACAAACAGGACAAUGAGCAGGUAAAAAAAUUAACAGGUGGACUGGAGACUUUGACCUCAGCCUCCUUCCAGAGCAGUCCUCUUCCUUUUAAUAAAGUUACACAGACAGAGACCAUCAACACUGAACACCCACAAGUGUAUAAACACGUUGCAAAUCAUACUGGAGAAAAACCUCAUUGUUGCUUGGAAUGUGGCAAACGAUUUUCACAAAAACGUAGUCUUCUUACCCAUAUGAGGAUUCACACUGGUGAGAAACCACAUUGCUGUUCUGAAUGUGGCAAGCGUUUCUUAGACAGAAGUGGUCUGAAUAUCCACAUGAGAGUUCAUACGGGAGAGAAACCACAUUGCUGUUCAGAAUGUGGUAAAAGAUUCUCACGAAUCCACAGUCUCCAGAUCCAUACAAGAAUCCACACUGGAGAGAAACCUCAUUGUUGUCUGGAAUGUGGCAAACGAUUCUAUGACAGUAGUAGUUUAUGCAAGCAUGUGCAAAUGCAUACUGGAGAGAAGCCAUAUUGCUGCUCUGAAUGUGGAAAAAGAUUUUCCACCAGUAGUACUUUGCGGGAGCACACACAAAUUCAUACUGGGGAAAAGCCAUUUGUCUGUUCAGAAUGUGGGAAAAGAUUCUUAAAAAUACACAAUCUGAAAUGUCAUAUUAGAACUCAUACUGGAGAAAAACCUUAUUGUUGUCCUGAAUGUGGCAAACGGUGCUCUCAUGGUAGCUUUUUCAGGAGGCACAUGCUAACUCAUACUGGAGAGAAACCAUAUGUCUGUUCUGAAUGUGGGAAAAGAUUUUUAAAAACAGAUGAUCUUAAAUGUCAUAUCAGAAUUCACACUGGGGAAAAACCUUAUAGCUGUCUAGAAUGUGGCAAAAGAUUCUCUGAUGGCAGCAGUUUGCGGACACACACACGGAUUCAUACUGGAGAGAAACCAUAUUGCUGCCCUCAAUGUGGGAAAAGUUUUUCAACAAGUAGCAGUUUUCGAAAGCACACACGAACUCAUACUGGAGAGAAGCCAUAUGCCUGUGCUGAAUGUGGUAAACGAUUCUCAAACAGCAGUGGCUUUCGUAUUCACCAAAGAACUCACACCGGUGAGAAACCGUUUAGCUGUUCUGAAUGUGACAAGCAUUUCUCAGACAGCAGCACUCUUAAGAAACACAUGAAAAUUCACGCUGGAAAGAACAAGACAUAAAACUCUAGGAAUUAUGGCAGACAAUCAACAAAGAGUACAUCCAUCAAACACAGUUUCCCUUACAGCAAAUAAUAAAAUUCAGACCAUAAUUCAGUUAGUCAUUCCCAUUUUAUCAGAUAGCUUUGGUAUCAUCGACUGGCUACAGAACAACAUGAAAUUGAGUUUGCGCACAAAAGUUAAUAUAUAAGUGAUGCCGCCCAAGAGUUUACCAUCCAAGAUUCAAAGGAGGCAUGUGGCUUAUCAAAAUGGGCUAAAUAUUCCAGACAACAACCAUUGGACUACAGACAAACCUCAUGCAUUGAACAGACCACCACAUGCAGAAGUUACUUCAAUACGAAACAAAAAAGACCCAAACAACAUCAACUGUAAAGUGUGGCCAAACAUUCAGAAGCACCAAAUGCUGGAGAGGGAUGCCACCCACUUGCGUACAGACAGCAGAAGUGCAGCAGGCCAGACAGCAAAACCAAGAAUACAAAAGGACUGAUCUACAGAAGAGGAUAGGCGAUUAGAAUGACCCCAAAUUAACUAGAAAAUAUGUAGACCUCCUGCCCCCUGUAGACCAAUAGAUAACGCAUGGAGGGCUUACAAGGAGUGAGUGAUCCCCAAGGGAUGGACCGGACAGUGGCCUGCACACAAGGUGGUUCAUGGCUGCAAUCACAUUUUUCUUCAGUUGUGUUUCUGUGUGUACUGUUAUGUUCUCCAAUGUCCCUUGUAUCUUGUGGCUGUCACCACCAUGACAUCUUAAACUCCUGAGCCCACCAAAGUUGAAGCAGAGGAGGUUCGGUUCUGAAGGGGUCCUCUGUUUGGAGGGGAUUUUCUGGAUUUUUGAUAAAUUCUGCUCUUUUAACAGAUUGUGUAUUGGAACCUGUUUGCUGUGGAUUGCCUUUUUUAAGCAACUCCUUUUAUUAGUCUUUUGAGAAUUUGUUGUAACGUUCCU